Molecule: messenger RNA, 1924 nt
Organism: Perca flavescens (yellow perch)
Lineage: Eukaryota; Metazoa; Chordata; Actinopteri; Perciformes; Percidae
Product: oocyte zinc finger protein XlCOF6.1-like
Exons: 4
Coding region: 162-1439 (425 amino acids)
Biological process (GO): regulation of DNA-templated transcription
Molecular function (GO): DNA-binding transcription factor activity, RNA polymerase II-specific; RNA polymerase II cis-regulatory region sequence-specific DNA binding
Source: RefSeq, a predicted model, not a curated record
UGCAUUUUAGCUCGUGAUGAGGACGGCGGAGUAAAAGGCGCCAGUGUUUGGUGUCCUUCCAGAGAGAAACAUCCUAAACUGCUGCAUGAGGUUUUCAAACCUGAAACGGAGCUACAAAGAGCAGGUCGGGGAGAAGUUGAGGAGAGACACGGACUCUCAACAUGGACUUUGAGAGGAAACUGUCAGCUGACCAGUGGAGAGAUAUCAAGAAAGUGAUUGUUGGUGAAGAACAUAUGCAGGAGUGGAGCUCCAGUCUAGACCAGGAGGACAAAAAGCCCCCAGACAUUAAAGAGGAACAGGACGAACUCCGGCUAAGUCAGGAUAAAGAGAAACUUCAAGGUCUGGAGGAGGGGGAUAUCACCAAGUUCACAUUCACUCUGGUCCCUGUGAAGAGUGAAGACGAUGAAGAAAAACCUAUGUUCUCACAGCUUCAUCAAAGACAAACUGAAGAGAUCAAAACAGAAGCUGAUGGAGAGGACUGUGGAGGACCAGAACCAGCCAUGAAAUCAGAUCCAGAUACAAAUUUACAACGAGACACUGAUGCCAAGACUGGAGACGCUUCUGAACCUCAGUCAGGUUUUAACACUCUGAAUAAUGAUACAUUCCCUGUUAGUGAUUUAAGACGUUCUACUGGUGAGAAAGCAUUUAGCUGCUCUGAGUGUGGGAAAAUAUUUGGCACCAAUAGAGAUGUGAUGAGGCAUAUGAGAUCACAUACAGGAGAGAAACCAUUUAGCUGCUCAGUUUGUAAGAAAGCUUUUACAGCGAGUGGAAAUUUACAGAAACACAUGAGAAUCCACACAGGAGAGAAACCAUAUAGCUGCGCUAAUUGUGGGAAAACAUUUGGCAGCAAUGGAGAUGUGAAGAGUCACAUGAGAAUCCACACAGGAGAGAAACCAUUUAGCUGCUCAGUCUGUAAGAAAGCUUUUGCAGGGAAAGGAAGUUUACAUAGACACAUGAGAAUCCACACAGGAGAGAAACCAUUUAGCUGCUCAGUGUGUAUGAAAGCGUUUACAGAGAGUGGAAAUUUACAGACACACAUGAGAAUCCACACAGGAGAGAAACCAUUUAGCUGCUCUGAGUGUGGGAAAAGAUUUUGCACUAAUGGAGAUGUGAAGAGUCACAUGCGAUCUCAUACAGGAGAGAAACCAUUUAGCUGCUCAGUGUGUAACAAAGCAUUUACAGUGAGUGGGAGCAUACAGAAACACAUGAGAAUCCACACAGGAGAGAAACCAUUUAGCUGCACUGAGUGUGGGAAAAGAUUCAGCACCAAUGGAGAUAUGAAGAGGCACAUGAGAUCUCAUACAGGAGAUAAACUACUUAGCUGCUCAGUCUGCAAGAAAGAUAUUGGACGGGGUGGUCAUUUACAGAUGCAAAGGAGAAUCCACAAAGGAGAGAAACCAUUUAGCUGCUCAUUCUGUAAGAAAGAUUUUGGACAGUGAAAACUUACAGGCACACAUAAGAAUCCACAAAGGAGAGAAACCAUUUAGCUGCUCACUCUGUAAGAAAGAUUUUGGACAGUGAAAACUUACAGGCACACAUAAGAAUCCACACAGGAGAGAAACCAUUUAACUGUGAUCCUGAUUUGAUUGUUAGUGGUUGGCUCCUCCCCCUGUACUUAAGGAAGGCUGGAGGACUCUUUCAGACAGAAGCAGCUGUGCACCAGUGUGGUUAUUUUAGGGGGAUGAUGGUCUGAGGGGUAUGGCACAAAACUUAAUUGAUAUUAUACCAUAAAUACAUAUGUAUAAGUAAUUGAUAGUGACAUAAUUGAAAGAGUCUAUGAAAUAUUACACACUAUCUCAUCUGAACAGUCAAAAACUCUCGACCUAGUUUAAAACUUUUACAGCCAACUUAUUAAAAAGCUGGGAUUUAAUUAAGUCUAAAUGUAUUUGAACUGUCAUUUUUUCUAUUAAAACGUUUUACAACA